GUUUAUUUUACAGCUCCAAGCUCCUGCAGCCCUAGUACAAAUCUCAAUUAGACCAAGCCGUUGAACUCAAACUCGCUUGCACCAAUGUCUUCUCUUCAAUCUAAAACCCUAACCAAGAGGAAGAAACCUAGACGAGUUUCCCGAGUCGACUCGGAACAACUCGACCGUAUCGACUCGCUCCCUUGGCACUCUUCUCUUCCCGAGUUCACUUCCAACGACGACACCUUCUCUAUCGUCGCCGGCACUAACGAACUCGACGGAGGCUUUUUGUCGCUCGAAGAGAUUGAUGAGUCGGCUUAUGCGUCGGAGAUUGCUAAAUUUGAAGGAGGUGGAGGAUUUAAAAAUGAGGUGAAGCCGAAGAAGCGGAAAGCGAGUGAGGGUGAUAAUGUAGGUGGUGAUGUUAAUGAAGGCUUUGCUGAUGUUUCGAAUGAAGAUGAAAGUGGCGGUGAGGAUGAAAUUGAGGAUAAAGAAGUGAAGAUUACGAAUAAGAAAACGAAGAAGAGGAAUAGGAAGAAGAAGAAGGUCGAGGAGAAAAAGGAGAUUGAGGACGUUGUGGCAGUUACCGAUGUUCCAGAAGAGAAGGAUACGUUUGAUGAUGGUGAAUUUUAUGCAUGGAAUGAACUGAGACUUCAUCCCUUGAUCAUGAAAUCUAUAUACAGGCUUAAGUUCAAGGAACCUACACCGAUACAGAAAGCUUGCAUUCCGGCAGCUGCACAUCAAGGAAAGGAUGUUAUAGGUGCCGCAGAGACAGGAUCUGGAAAGACACUAGCAUUUGGUCUGCCUAUUCUGCAACGUCUUCUGGAAGAAAGAGAAAAGGCUGAUAAUAUUUCUGAAGAAAAUGGAGAUGCGGGUUCAAAGAUUGCUGCAAGAGGUUUUAUGCGGGCUCUCAUUAUUACUCCCACUAGAGAGCUUGCGCUUCAGGUCCAUGAUCAUCUGAAAGAAGUAGCCAAAGAUACCAAUAUCAGGGUCGUUCCUAUUGUUGGUGGGAUGUCAACACAAAAACAGGAAAGACUUCUGAAAGCAAGGCCUGAGAUUGUUGUUGGGACUCCGGGAAGGCUUUGGGAGCUUAUGUCUGGUGGACAGAUUCAUCUUGUUGAGAUGCAUUCUUUGUCUUUCUUCGUGCUGGAUGAGGCUGAUCGGAUGAUUGAAAAUGGCCACUUUCAUGAGUUGCAGUCCAUAAUAGACAUGUUGCCAGGGGUAAUGGAAUCUGCUGAAGGGCGCUCUUCUCAUACACAAAGUUGUGUUACUGUGUCAAGCUUUCAAAGGAAAAAAAGGCAGACGCUUGUAUUUUCUGCAACUAUUGCCCUUUCUGCUGAUUUCCGCAAGAAGCUAAAGCGUGGGUCAGUAAAAUCAAAGCUCAACGAUGAUCUGAAUUCAAUAGAAAAUUUGUCUCAACGAGCAGGAAUGAGACCUACUGCUGCCAUUUUUGAUCUGACUAAUGCCUCAAUUAUGGCGGGUAGACUCGAGGAGUCAUUUAUUGAAUGCCGUGAGGAAGAUAAAGAUGCCUAUCUAUAUUACAUUUUGGCUGUUCAUGGACAUGGACAAACAAUUGUUUUCUGCACAUCAAUUUCAGCCCUACGUCAUAUUUCUUCCAUACUGCUUAUUCUUGGUGUCAAUGUUUAUACUCUUCAUGGUGAUAUGCAGCAGCGAGCUCGUUUGAAGGCUAUAGACCGUUUUCGAGAAAAUAAGGAUGGUAUACUUGUUGCUACUGAUAUCGCAGCAAGAGGCAUUGAUAUACCUGGUGUCCGGACCGUGGUUCACUAUCAACUUCCCCAUUCAGCAGAAGUCUAUGUCCAUAGAAGUGGAAGAACCGCCAGAGCCUCUGCAGAUGGGUGCAGCAUUGGGCUGAUAUCCCCAAAUGAUACUACAAAAUUUGCUGCUAUGUGCAAAUCAUUUUCAAAGGAAAGCUUCAAGCGAUUUCCUGUAGAACUCUCAUACAUGCCAGAGGUUCUAAAGCGCAUGUCCAUUGCACGUCAAAUUGACAAGGUUAUGCGAAAGGAAUCCCAGGAAAAGGCGAGCAAAGGCUGGUUGCAACGGAAUGCUGAAUCAGUUGAAAUGGUUGUGGAAGAGGAUGACAGCGAGGAAGAAAGAGUGAAUAUUUGCAGGCAAAAGAAAGCAACUUCAGUGCAUCUAAAGAAACUUCAACAGGAGCUCAAAGUGCUACUUUCGCGGCCGCUGCAACCCAAAACAUUCUCACAUCGCUAUUUAGCUGGGGCUGGUAUAUCCUCCCUUCUUCAAGAUCAAUUUGAGGAAUUAGCUAGACACAAACAGGAUGACACCAAGAACUCUGGACAUGGCAACUCCAAGAUGGUUGUCAUAGGUCAGAGUUGCGUGGAACCGCUUGAAGCACUUAGAAGUUCGGGUCAUGAGGUGCACAUGGAUUUCAAAGGGGGCGCAGAAAGACGGAAAAGAUUAGAAAACCUAAGAAAGAAGAGAAAAGAUGAGAAAAGACGUAAACAUGAUCAGAAGAGAAAAGAGAAGAAAAGGCUAAAAGGGUUGGAGUAAAAUAUAGCAACUUAGAAGCUUACCGGCUGAAAUUUUGUUAAUGCACAGCUCUUAGUUUUGAAUUUUUGUUAAUGCACAACUCUUAAUUUAUGUGUGUAAUGUCAAAGCAUAUUCUUGGCAUCAGAUUAUUAUUAAACAAGGUUAUUUAUCAAGUGAAAGUGCAUGUUUCUGAUAACAUGGCCUCCUUUUGAUGA
Molecule: messenger RNA, 2699 nt
Organism: Daucus carota subsp. sativus
Lineage: Eukaryota; Viridiplantae; Streptophyta; Magnoliopsida; Apiales; Apiaceae
Product: DEAD-box ATP-dependent RNA helicase 13
Exons: 15
Coding region: 85-2505 (806 amino acids)
Molecular function (GO): nucleic acid binding; ATP binding; RNA helicase activity
Source: RefSeq, a predicted model, not a curated record